This is a messenger RNA of Micropterus dolomieu (smallmouth bass), 5902 nucleotides long. RefSeq names its product zinc finger protein 148 (gene znf148). The transcript is spliced from 7 exons. The record is from RefSeq and is a predicted model, not a curated record. Gene Ontology annotation, molecular function: RNA polymerase II cis-regulatory region sequence-specific DNA binding; DNA-binding transcription factor activity, RNA polymerase II-specific. Gene Ontology annotation, biological process: regulation of transcription by RNA polymerase II. NCBI's taxonomy places the organism in Eukaryota, Metazoa, Chordata, Actinopteri, Centrarchiformes, Centrarchidae. Bases 256 to 2688 code for a protein of 810 amino acids.
AACCUGCUGACGAAGUUUGGUGAAAUGUGCUAACGAAAUUAGUGUUUUGUUUCAUGUGUGUCGUUUGAUGCGAGCUGGAUUUUAUUAUUCCGAUACAUGCAUGUGAGAAGACACGUCUAAUGUUAUGUGGAUGCGGUGUCAACUGAGUGUUAGAGUAACAGAGACGGACCAAUGUUUGCAGCAACUUGCUAGCAGCUAGCCAACUAGCUUCACACAGGCCGGAGACGUUUGUCAAACUCAACUACUCUAUGUAAGAUGAAUACUGAGGACAAGUUGGAGGGUAUGCUGCUGAAGUGCAGCAGUGGAGGAAUAGAUGGAGGAGGAAGAGUCGGGCUGGUCAGCGGCGGAGGGCUGGUGGUGAUGACCCUGGGGGAACGAUCGCUGGCUAACCACCCUCUGUUGGCCGAGGACGAGGACGACGAAGACGAUGACGAAGCCAUGACCGGGAGCUCGCUGGUUACACAUGACCUGGUCCCUCCAGAGCAGCUGAUGAUGCAGGAGGAGAUGACGAAGAAUGGUGGAGGAGGAGGAGAAGAGGAGGGAGGAGGCGAGGUGGGAGUGCAUUUCCCCCUAAAACUCACCAAUAAGUUGCCCUACUUGCUUCAUAUGCCAUUGAGCAUCAAGCAGGAACUACCAGUCCAGAUGAAGAAGGACAAAAAAGGAGUUAAGGACCUGAUGGUGUGUCCUAAGAAGAAAAAAAGGAAGCAGCGUUCCCCAGCAAAGAUUCUCAGUAUCAAUGAUGAUGGCUCAUUGGGCAUACAAAACCCCAAGUGUCACAUCUGUGUUCACUGUAAUGCUGCAUUCAGAACCAACUACCAUCUACAGAGGCAUGUCUUCAUUCACACUGGUGAGAAGCCAUUUGAGUGCAGCCAGUGUGAUAUGCGCUUCAUUCAGAAGUAUCUUCUUCAGAGACAUGAGAAAAUCCACACUGGUGAAAAGCCUUUUCGCUGUGAUGAGUGCGGGAUGAGGUUCAUCCAGAAGUACCACAUGGAGAGACACAAGAGGACUCACAGCGGAGAGAAGCCCUACCAGUGUGACUACUGUCAUCAGUACUUCUCCAGAACAGAUCGGGUUUUAAAGCACAGACGAAUGUGUCACGAGAAUAGAGAGAGAAAGGCCAACAAGGCAGCUGGUAAAGUUGGGCCUUUGCGGGAAGCAGAUUCUUUAGGCCUCUCCUUUCUUACCAAAGAGUGUUCGCUCCCCAAGAAGAAGCGGCAAAAGUGUGCAGACAGGAGUUCAGGUGCUUCCACUGCCAACCAGACAGAUGGGCCAGCUGCCUCUGUUGUAGGAAUGGAGGAAAAGGAGGAGCAGAGACAGAAUAAAAUUGAAGGUCUACCUCUCUAUGCUGUGCCCUCCAAAGUCAAACAUGAGUAUGUGAUUGCAGAUUACUCCGUGGAACUUCCUGAAGAAACGGCCGGCCAACACCAAGAGGGAGAAGUGUCUUCAGAAGACACGACUCCUCCCAAACUAGUCCUGAAGAAAGUCCCCAAGAGGAGUCUUAAACAGUCUAAUGAACAAACUCCUCCCUGCCUGUCCACUUUGUCUUCCUUUGAGGAAAACACUAAGGUCACACAGUACACCUUUGAGAUCGUGGACAAGCAGGGCCUUUUAGACGUAGAGAGCAACACUGAACUAGAGUCAGUUGAAACUCUUCAAGGAGGUCCAACAAAGCCAGCAGCUAGCAGCACAAACUACGACGAUGCCAUGCAGUUUCUCAAGAAGAAACGUUACCUUCAGGCUGCAAUGGCCAACAACAGUCGGGACUACGGCCUGAACACGAGCAGCAUUUCUUCUCAGCCGCCUGUUACACAAACUGUGGUGUCAGCCGUCAUUGACGAGACUGUUCCUGCCACCAUUCUGGAGCCCCAGCCCAUCAGCGCAGAGAUUAAAGCCACACAUGACAAGCAUGUGUUGCCAGAUGAGGUUCUCCAGACGCUGUUGGACCAUUACUCCAACAAAGCCAAUGGGCAGUCAGACAUUUCCUUCAGUGUGGCUGAUACCGAGGUGACGUCGAGCAUAUCCAUCAAUUCCUCUGAUGUUUCAGACAACAGCCCCGGGGAGAGUCUCGGAGCCUCCAGUGCCCAGGCUCAGCCGGCUACCGAGAAGGUCAGCCUCUUGCAAGAAUACUCCAAGUUUCUCCAGCAAGCACUGGAGAGGACCAGCCAGAACGACAGCUACCUGACCAGCCAGAGCCUCAGCUUGGUCUCUGAAAACCCCACCUUAGCUGGGCAACCUCUGUUCUCCACUGAGAAACAGUUUCCUUCCCCCAGCAGGUUCAAAUCAGGGAUGAGCUCUCCGCUAAGGUCCACUUUAGAGAAACCUCACUUUGGAUUACUGGUUGGGGACUCCCAGCACUCAUUUUCAUUUUCAGGUGAUGAGACCACCCCUCCCUCCGCAGUGUCCCCAGCUGAGGAGGACUUUUUGGGGCAGGUCUCACCCUCCAAAAAGACAGACUCUCCACAAGGCAUACUGCAGACAUUUCAGAUAACCUCCUUCGAUCAGAACUUCAAAUCAACUUUUCAGACAUCAAGAUCUGGAUCCUCUGCACAGUUUACUGUUGCCAAUGGACAAUUAAGUCUUCGAGGACACAGCACAGACUUCUCAGAGUUCCCCUUAGUCAGAGUCACUGAGACCAGGUCUCAACUGAACUCCUCCCCUGAUGUUUCAUCCAGUGAAACCUUUGGCUGAAGGCGGGGGGGAUUAAUUUCUGUUCAUAAUUUCAGCAGCACUUUACAUGUCUCCUGUUUUGCCAAAACGAGUCCCAUUGCAACUAUGUGCUAUUUUUUUUACAGCAUUUUGUUUGGUUUUUUUGUUAAAUGCAACCUUACAGAAUGGAAAUAUGGAAAAUUGAUAAAUCACAAUUAGCAUUUCCCCCUUUAAAAAGGUAAUUGGAAUUGUGCAUUGGUAUAUUUCUUGCUCCAGAAUGUAGAUUGAAAGAUUAAGACGCAACCAAAGUGAAAUGCAAGAAAGUGCGAGAAUGAAAUAUCCUAUCAUGCCAUUGCCAUAUAGUUUAUUUUUAAUGUUUUGUCAGUCGGUUUGCCUUGCACAAAGAAAAGAUCAAGUCACUCUUGCUGCUUAAUGCAACAUUUCCACUUAUUAAAAUAUAGGCCCUAUUUAAAUAUGCCUUUUUUGCUCUCACUGUAUCUACCUCCCCUUGCUAUUUAUCUGGUCCACUCCUAGAAACCUUUUAUUCCAGCUGUGUAAUUCCUGUUAAAUUGUCUACUGAAAUGACACCACGAUUAGAUCAAAUCGGAUUCUUCACUUUAUGUUGAAGUCACUUUACUGUCACCUGAAAUGGGUUUUUCCACAUCAUAUGUGUAAUGAAUGCUACAGGAAAGAUUUAACUGAUUCUAUGUGACUGAAAUGGAAUCUAGUUUAUUUUCUAGUUUAUUUGGUUGUAAAGAAAGUAUAGUUUUUCCUAAAUUGUUGAACAAUGUGUGGAUAAAUGUAUUCCCUCUGUGGCUGAAUUUCUUAGCACUGGUUUUUACAAAUGUCACUAGUGCAGGAUAGGCUCUGGAAUAAAAUAUAAAAGACUAAGUUGUAUUAGAUUUAACCUUUUCCCCUCCUCCUAAUCAAAUAGCUGCAUACAUGUAAUGGUUGCAGGAUAAUUCAGCAGUAUACGUGAGUUAUAGUGAAAUUACUUAAGAGGAUUGUGCUUCAUUCUUGCACAAUUUGCACAUUUUUCACUAAAGGGAAUGUAGGGCAUACUAUCACAGUGGAUGAAUUGCAUAAUACCUUUACUUGCAAGGCAACCUUUUUUUGUUAAAUGAGACUUGGCCCUUAGUUAAAAACCCUUGUGUCAGAUUUGGGUUGUUUGAAUUGAAAAAUGAUGCUCAUUGCUUUUGUCACUUAUGUCACUCUUGUAGCUGCAGUUUUAUAGUACUUAUAGAUUGUUCUUCUUGGAAGAUGCACAGGUUUUGGGGGGCACAACAAUGUGUUUAGAUCCCCCUUGUAUUGAUUGAAAGUCAAGGUUUUAUUAUAGGCUAUAUUAUGAGAGAUAUUAGGUGCUUUGUUUUGCAGUUUUCUUAGUUUUACAUCUGUGCCUUUUGUUUUAUGCUCUUUAAUUCCAGCCUUUUGUUUACUCAUUCCUGUAUAUGUAUUUCUUAGUCAGUGCUCUGAGGCUACUAUUAGUUCCACUUGCACAGUAACAACAAACACAUAAGCUAUCAACCUAUUCAGCCUGUAAUAUGCUGAGAAUCUGGGAGCUUCAUUUAAUUUUGCCCAUCACAUUUUUAUUAUUUUAGCUAGAAAUCACACCAAGUUUAAUUCUCAAACUAUUAUCUGUUCUUGGAAGGAAAUGGCAUUUUCAUGGACUGUGCUGCAGUAUGAGUGCAGAAUCAUGUUUCAUCUGUACUUUUCAUAAUAAUCACCCAUUUACUAGAAUCCGGUAGUACUCUACAUGUGUCCGGGCCUUAGUGGGGAAAAAAGCAUUUGAGUAAGGUCUCUUCUGUACUCUUAUCACACUGUUGAAUAUUUUCCAUGUGUACAUGUAUGUGUGAUGUCUUAGGUGCUAUUGUGUGAAACACUUUUCAUAUACGCCAUCAAAUUAGGUUUGAAAAUUGAUGUUAAGCUCCCUAUACAGUUCUACCGACAAUCAGGGACAGACAGGCACCCAUAUUAAUCAUCAAAUACUUUAUUUUUCCACAUCCAACAUUCCUGCUAGAAUGUAUAAAAAAUAUCCAACUGUAAAUACAUUGUAUAUUUUUAUGUUCCAAGAAGUACUGUUAGGUCGUUGUGUGAAUAGACAGAAAAGUCUUGUGCAAGAGACACUUGUAGUCAGUGGAAGGCACAUUAAUUAGUUUUCCAGCAUUUAUUUCAUUCAACAAUGAAUCGAUAUCACUUGCUGACAAGAUGUGGCUUUCUGAGGUUUGUAUAUAUUUCACCACUGUUAUCAGAAGAAAAUGUAUGUUUUUUUUCUUUCUUUUUUUUUUUUUUACAGUUUUAUUGAUGAUUGGUUAAAGUGAAUUUAGAUCUUUUUAUGUAUAUGCAGUUGAUUGUGCAUUAUGGGAUUCACUGUAUACAGCUGUUAAUGAAAAGCCACCACCCCCAGAAAAUGUACUCCACCUGAAAUCAGUGUUUUUAGUAUCAAAUAUUUAACCUCAACAGCUGUGGUCAGCUUGAAUUCAGGACGGUUAAAAUACAUUUUGGUUGGAGUGUAAUUCAAAAAAUAAGUUUUGUGGUUGGAAUAUUUCACUACCUACCAAUUUCAUUGAAGCAGUUAUUAAAAGCACAGUGCAGAUGAGUAAUUCUGCGUCGGUAAAUUGUUUCCCACAAAGUCAUUAUGGAGAAGUUUCAAUUCAAUUAAGCAAUUGCAUCUGUUGAUGGAAAUUCAUAAAUUAUAUGAGCAGUACUCUGGUAUUUUUUUCCUUUUAAUUAACUAUUGUCAGUAACAUGGCCAUAAGUGUCCUUGUAUAAGCUAGAGAAAAAAAAAAAUUGUUUUGUGUAAAGAUCUGAAUUAUGAAUUUUUUGAUAAAAACUAUUUUUGAAACAUGUCAUUUAAGGCACUGAUAUGUACAGUAUAUCAUAUGCAAUCACUAUUGGUACCCUCAUUUAUCUCUGUACAAGUCGUUUGUGUCAAGAUCACUCAAAUGCGGACCGGAAUCUGAACUUUGAAUUUGGCAUUUUCAUACUUUUAAAGGACUUGACGAGGAAGCCCUACUGCUUCACUGUAAGGUUGAUCUUAAGUUAGACAGUAAGGUUUAUUUGCAUGGUCUCUAACUUGUUGGGUCGCGUGAACUUGUUUUUUGAAUAAUGUGCAGCUUUAAUUGUAGCUGAUUAAUUUCAGUCAAGUAACCCAUAUGAUUAGAUUUUUUGCAAUAUAUUAUGAUUUGUAAACGAUCUGAUUAAAUUGUUGUUUUGAUUGUUGUGUGUCAUGUCCUUAUGAAUAAAAUAAUUCACAGUA